CAUAAUUUAUUUCUGUCAGGUUAUCAAUCAUGGUGACAUGAAAACCAACUAAUAUAGAACCCUAAUGCAGAAAACAGAACCGUGCUCCAGCCACUUGGCUUUCCCUCCCCACACAAAGAUUCUUGAAGCUCCUCCACAGAGCAUAGGCUAAAAAUCCAGAACCCCAAAUCCACCCUUUAUUUGAGAGUAGAAUCCUUUCUGCAGUGACCUGUGUGGAUAUUUUGCUAAAGGGUACCCUGUGAAUCCACACAGAGCCCAACAGAAGACUUCCCAUCCCAUCAAUGAUUGUUACUCUUCUAUUAGAAAUCUGCCUCCAGGUCACUCCAUCCCUCUCUCCUCUGAAGCUGCAAAGGAUGGCAAGUCUCUUCUAACUUCCCCUGCGUGCCUUGGGACUGUUUGGGAAAUUAUUACGCAGGUAAGGUUGCCUCUGAAGGAAGACAGAAUAAACUGCACAAAGAUCUGACUCAUCCCUAGCAGGCAUCCUCUGACAAGCCCACUCUCUGAGUAGGCAUACCAAGAGAAGGAUUGUGAGAAGGCAUGCUCAGUUUUCCUCUGAGAUCUCAAAGUGAAGAUCAAGACCCCAGCCUUACCCCUGGCCUGAUCUUUGCUUUUUUGGCUGGUAUUUGUGGAUAACCUGACAAGGGGCUAGGGCCUCUCCCACUCAACAGGUUACACUUGCUGUGAGGUGGCCAUUUUGCCUUUAAUGACUUGACUGUGUUCCAUCCUUGACCUUGCUCGGUACAGCAAUCACAUGAUCAGAUAUGAGGGCUUGGGGUUAAUGUGUUCUAGUCUUUGUCAAAGAACAGAUGACUUACAGAACACAGCCCCUAAGACUCACUGAGGCACUAUGCAAUGCACAAUUCUAGUCCCAUGAGACCAUGGCCCUAAGCCUAGCCCUGACCUGUGACAGCACUUUAACUUAGGACUUGUUCUCUGCUAUUUAGUUUUCGUUCCUUCUCGACACAGUAUCUGACAUUUUAUGGUAGGUUUAGUAAAUGCUUGUCUUUCCCAUUAAACUGCCUGCUGCUUUGUGCAGCCUGGCAAUAGAAUGGAAAGCUGAGAUUGCUACUUUGCACAUCCGGUGGACUCGAAGAUGUUUAGCAUUUGACGAGUUGUUCACUCACCUUCCUCAGAAGAAAACAGCUAAGCCAUCAUUCCAUACCUGGCUGAGACAGACCAUUUUGUCCCCCUUUCUAAUUCCAUGCUGAUGUAACAGCAAGAUAUCCAAGCACCAGAGGCUGGCAGCAUCCAGCCUGGAGAGGAUCCAGAAACUGUCUGUUGAGUGAGUGGGUAAGUAGGGUAAGACACAGGGGGAGCAUCCAAGAAACAGGACCCCCACAUGAUCUGUGGCCAUUGCAGUUUGGAGGAGCUGUGAACCACAUUGGUGGCUUGUUGCAAGGAAGGGACAUUUGUGUUCACAGCCCUUUGGGGAGAAGACAGAGAAUACAGGUGGCCAAGGAUAGUUUAGCCAGGGGGAAGAGUAGGUAACACACAGGCUUUGAACACAGAAGAAUCUGGGUUGGGAUCCAGCUCUUCCAUUCACUGAUUGUGUACCCUUUGGUAAGAAUGCCAAGCUUUCAGCUGCAAACCAGGGGCCUAGGACACAGGGCUGGAUUGAAUAGAGAAGUGCAAGUUAGACAUCCUCUCAGGAGAUUGGAGCAUGAACUAUCGCUGUCUUUGGAAUGGGCUCAGUGGUGCAGUCAUCCAGUGGAGCAGGAUACCUGGAGGCAGACAGCAGAGAGCAGAGAUGGGAAGUCUGUUUAUCUCUUCUUUCCUUCCUGCAGGACAGGUUCAGGAAACUGCAGGGGCAGUUAGAAAUGUCUGCCCUGAAGCUUCCUCCCGAGGUACUUCUAAAACAUGAUGGAGGUUGCCAGUAACUGUGAAGACCUCGUGGCUCCUUUGUAGAUCACCGGCUCUAAGGACUCCUGAUGGCAGCAGGGACUAUCUGGAAGGGAUGCCCUUACUGAACUGGCACUCGCUGGCACCUCAUGAGCUGCUGUCUUUGCUUUGUUAUGUUUGCAGUAGUAGGAAUCAAACCCAGGGACUUGCCUAUCCUAGGCCAACACUCUACCCCUUUGUCUUCUUUCAUUUUGAGUAAAGCAUUCUAAGCUUUGAGCCGGGCAGCAGCAGAAUCAGAAUCUUCCUACCUUCAGCACCUCUGAAGUAAAUGCCUGCUGCUCACCUAGGCUUAACAUAGCAACUUGGAGCUGGCAGCUUAGCUCAUCAGAUUCUCCUAAGAAGCAUCUAACCAUGCCUGAGUCUUGCCCUCCGGGAGUGUGGCAGAAUUCUCCAGGAGUAUGAUCGCCAUUACAGGGAUAGCUAGGGGUGAAAAUGAACUAACAGCUAGUACAUGAGUUUCCAGUGACUUCUCCCUCCCUCCCAUCCUCCCUCUUCUCCUCCCUUUCUUUCUUCCUCCUCCUCUUCCUUUCUCUUUUUCCUUGUUCUCUCCUUUCCAGUACAGGGGGUUAAAAAGUAGGGCAUUGGGUAUAUUAAGCAAGUGCUUUAUAAUUGAACCAUACCCCAAGCGCCCCCAGCCCCACCCCUUAUAAUAUUAUUUUGAAAUAAUAUUUCAUGUAUCUCAGACUGGCCUUGAAUACAGUGGAAGAUGACCUUGAACUUCUUGACCCUCUUGUCUCUGCCUCCUGAGAGAUGUGAUUUCCACACCCACCCUUCCAUGGUAUGAUCAAACCCAGGGUUUUAUGUACACGAAGCAAGUACUCUACCAAUGAGAUGCAUUACUUAGGUUUUAGUUGUUUUCUGGGACAGGGCUUCUCUGUAUGACAGCUCUGGCUGUCCUGUAACUCCGUCUAUAGGCCAGGCUGGCCUUAUACUCACCGACAUCCUCCUGCUUCUGCUUCCCAAGUGCUGGAAUUACCUUUUUGUGCUUGAUUUUGAUAUAAGAUCUCACUAAGUUGCUGGGACUAAAUUUGAACCCCCUCUGUAGCUCAGCCUGGCCUUGAUCUUGCAAGUCUUUCUUGCCUUCAUUUACCUAGCAAUUGAGAUUGCAGUGUCUCUGCUCUCAAAUUCAUUAGGUUCCUUUCUUUUCUUGGAAGGAAUUCUGUAGAAGGAAUUAAAUUUGUAAAUCCAGGUGUGGUUAUUAAGACCUAUAGUUUUGUCUUGAGCUUGCAGAUUUUUAGGACAAUUGUACCCGUGGAGACAGGAAUCGAAUCCUUUGUUCAAAUUUCUGUAGGCCACACAGGUUGGGGAGGCAAAAGGCUCCAAGGAAGCUUUCUGUCUGAACCUUCCUGCAGUUUGCGCUUACUCGGAUCCUGUUCAUCUGUCUCUAAAUGCUGGAUCCAGCUCUUUGACUUUCUGCAUCCAUCUGCAGCUCUCUCCUCCUGCAUCUAUAGUGUCCCUUGAAAUAUAAGAGGAAGGGAGAAAGAGCUGCUCCUGAAGUUCCCGCUCUCCACCUUGGAAUCCUUUGGAGGACAGCAACCUCUCCCACACUUCUUUUCCUAUCCUCUCCCAUCGAAACUAAAAGCACGUCUUUGGAACUUCUCUGGAACUUUCUCCAACUGCCUCCCCAACAGCCAACUGCUUCCCCUGUCCUGUGCUCCCUCUGCAAACAUUCUCUAAGAAUUAUAGGUCUUCAAUACCGGUUAAUCUUCAUCCCAUUAGACAAAUACAGUGAGGGUACCCUGAAGGGACCUCUGUCAGCUUCAAAACGGAUCAAGAUCCCCCAGGAGAGGGCGGAGGCAAUCCAAUAUAUAAUGCCUUAGGCCGGUCGCCAAGGGCUGUGACAAUGAAGCUGGUUGCAGCAGCAUUUGGCUUGAGCCUCCUUGUAGCCGGCCUGUGGGUGGGCCUCUCAUUGACAUCAAACUCAGACGGAGGAGGGAAACCUGGAGGAGGUGGAGGAGGUGGAGGAGGAAGAGGAUGUUUUCUCCCACCAUUGCCAAAAGAAGAUGUUUCACUAUGCAGGAACCUUGAAGUUUUCUACAUGGAGAUGGGGAACAUCAGCUGUAAAGUUGUUCCUAAGUGUAAUCAGUACAGACGGAAGAUCAUGACGUGGCAGUCGCCGAUAGUCAAGUUCCACGGGGCUUUGGACGGUGCACAGUAUCUGCUGGUGAUGGUGGAUCCAGAUGCCCCCAGCAGGUCUAAUCCCAGGAUGAAAUACUGGAGACACUGGGUGGUGUCCAACAUCACAGGCACUGACAUGAAAAGCGGGAGCAUCCGUGGCAAUAUAAUAACAGACUACCAGCCUCCUACCCCACCGCCGACCACUGGUCUACACCGCUACCAGUUCUUUGUCUACCUUCAGGGAGACAGAGACAUUUCUAUCCCAGAAAGUGAAAACGAAAACCGAGGUGCUUGGAAACUGGACAAAUUUCUGCAGCAGUACGGGCUGCAAGAUCCUGACACAAGCACCCAGUUCAUGACUCAGUUUGAUGGGGAACUGCCACCAGAUUUUGGUAGCAUUAACGACGGCCAAGACCAACCCGAUCAAAGAUAACUACUGUCCACUGAACUGAAACUUUUACCUUCCAGAUGUGUGCUCAUGUCGUAUCAUCCACUACAGAUGGUCUGGGGAUAGAAUCUCCUCUUGGCAUCUUCCAAAUAAAAAUAAAUAAAUCAA
Rattus norvegicus (Norway rat) is the source of this 4573-nucleotide messenger RNA. The record is from RefSeq and is a predicted model, not a curated record. NCBI's taxonomy places the organism in Eukaryota, Metazoa, Chordata, Mammalia, Rodentia, Muridae.